UUUUAUGGACAAUUCAUGAAAUGUCCUCAUCUUUAACAAAAAUGGGCUUUAUUUGGGCUGAUUCUUUUAGUCCAAAGUUCAGUCCUCCUCGUUUCGGGUCACUCAAAUCUCUCCGAUUCCGAUCAACUUCUCUAGAAGAUCGAAAUCGAGAAUCAAUGGAUUCACAAGAACAAGUUUCAUCUUCGUCUUCCUCAACUUCACCAUCAUCAGAUUGGAAGGAACGGUUUCUUCUUCCGACUUUCUUAGCUGGGUUGGCUGGUGGAGGAACUGGUUUGGUGUCAAAGCAUCGAAAAGUUCAUGGCUUAGCAAACAUUUGUGCAACUUAUGCAACUAAUUUUGCUAUUGUUACUACUUUUUAUUGCGGUGCUCGUGAGUUUGUAAGAGUAAGUAGAACAGGAAAGCCUGAUGAUCUGCUGAACUCAGCAAUUGGAGGUUUUGGUAGUGGUGCUAUACUUGGACGUCUGCAAGGUGGUCAACUUGGCGCUGCGCGUUAUUCUGUCAUGUUUGCAGUUGUGGGAACAACAGUUGAUUAUGCUACUAUAAAAGUAAAACCAGCCUUGAGAAGCUACUACGACUCUCUGGUCAAUAAGAAAGAUGAUUGGCUAAAACUUCCCGAGUGGUCGCCUAUCCAAGUGCUUGACGAGGAGGCUCUUGCUGCAAAGCGUGCUCGGGAAGAGGAGCUAUACAGAAGUGUCCACAAUCUGAAGAAAGAAUCAUGAUGGAGAAGCAAAACAGCAUAUUACUUCCAUUUCGAUAUCCUUUGAGAUGAGAUCUUUCCUCUGAGACAUUUUAGUGCAGUUUCCUGGAUGUUACUGGGACAGAUAGUAGAAACAGAAAAUCGCAAAGCAUUUAAUGGGUGUUCAACGUUUUUCCGAGCUUUCAAUGCAAGUCGAGUCACACUGAAGGAAAGUGCAAAUCUAGAAUAAAUAUUUGCUUAUGUUAUGGCAAUAUAAUGUUACAUAAGUGGCAAUUACGUACUUUUUGUUAAGUUCUGGCUUUUUUUCUUUUAUACAAUGUAACAGCUUUUUAGUACAAUGCACAAUGAUAUUGACAAUCUUAUUUAUAGGGAACUCCCAUUGGGUGUGGGAGGCUAUAUUGAUGGAAACUAAUCAAACA
This is a messenger RNA of Solanum dulcamara, 1116 nucleotides long. RefSeq lists its product as uncharacterized. Gene Ontology annotation, biological process: protein insertion into mitochondrial inner membrane. The coding region runs from base 21 to 719 and encodes 232 amino acids. Gene Ontology annotation, cellular component: TIM22 mitochondrial import inner membrane insertion complex. The record is from RefSeq and is a predicted model, not a curated record. NCBI's taxonomy places the organism in Eukaryota, Viridiplantae, Streptophyta, Magnoliopsida, Solanales, Solanaceae. The transcript is spliced from 4 exons. Gene Ontology annotation, molecular function: transmembrane protein transporter activity.